AAGCCCAAAUAGGGUGCCAGGCAGAGUUUCUCUCAGAGUGACACUGGCCCCCAAACAGCAGAGAACUUCAGAGAAACCACUGAGGUCUGAAGUAUAGGCAAGACUCAUAACAGCAGAGAUCCUGAAGACCUGCACUCAGAGGUAUGGAGCGCUUUGAUUUAACUACAGAAGAUUUAGCAUCGCUUUUAGGUUCCACUUAUGAGUAUGAUUUCAAUUACACUGAUAUGGAUUCUGUCACCGAGGCCAACGUUACUGACGUUGUGGAGCUGUGUGUACCCAGCAGAGAACAGGAGCUGACCAUUACUGCUGUCCAGACCACGGUCUUCCUCCUCGUCUUCUUCUUAGGUGUAAUUGGUAACGGGCUGGUCAUUGCCACCUUUGCACGAUACCGCCGUCUACGUCUACACUGCAUGACUGAUGUCUUCCUGUUCUACCUGGCUCUGUCCGACAUGCUGCUUUUGUUGACUCUUCCCUUACAGACGGGAGAGACUCUGAUCGGCAGCUGGGAGUUUGGAGAGGGGCUGUGCAAGCUAAACCGCGGUAUGUACGCCAUCAACACCUACAGCGGCCUGCUGUUGUUGGCUUGCAUUAGCGUUGAUCGCUAUUUGGUGGUGGUUCGCACCAGGGCUGUGCGGAAGAGGAGUUCUGGGACUCUGUUUUACAGCAUGCUGUCUGCGGUUGGUGUCGCAGUAACUUCUGUCUUCCUGAGUCUGCCAGACUUGCUCUUCAGCUCCGUGGAGAACGAUAUGGGUUCAGACAUCGUCUUGUGCGAUAUGAAAGUUUGGGGCGAUGAAGUGAGUAAAUGGAAGCUGUGGGCCCAGAUGGCAAAGAUCGCAGGAUUCUGCAUCCCUUGUGUGGCGAUGGUGGUGUGUUACGGCGCGAUCGGACGCGUCUUGAUCCGUGCCGGUGGCAAAUGUUGGCGCAGACAGAGGACUUUGCGCCUGAUGGCACUUCUGGUGGUUCUUUUCCUCCUGUUCCAGCUUCCUUACACGAUGGUGCUUCUGAUUAAAAUAUUCACACCCACUCAGAAACACUGCGAAGAAUGGACCAAGUUCCACCUUCAGGAAAACAUAACGCGCAAUCUGGCCUACGUGAGGUGCUGCCUGAACCCUUUGCUCUACGCACUUGUUGGCGUCAGAUUCAGAAACGACAUUAUCAGGCUGUUGAUGGACACCGGGUGUGUGUGCGCGUGUGUGUCCUAUAUAACGCCACAGCAUGACAACGGAAGCUCCGUCACACCAUCGUCUCCGGCUCCAACCAUACUUUCACCCUUCCCAUCUUCUUACCUGUCUGCCAAGAAAACACCUGCCCUGAACACACCCGCCACAGACACAGCUGAAACAUUCAUUUUCCCAACACCUAUCUCUGGAAAAAUGACUUCAGUUAUAAGCUGGUGUCAUCAAUAAAUGCACAUUAGAUUAUCAGAAAAAAAUAAUUUCUCAUUUUAAAGGUAAUAAGUAUAGA
Molecule: messenger RNA, 1464 nt
Organism: Sinocyclocheilus grahami
Lineage: Eukaryota; Metazoa; Chordata; Actinopteri; Cypriniformes; Cyprinidae
Product: C-C chemokine receptor type 7-like
Exons: 2
Coding region: 144-1406 (420 amino acids)
Biological process (GO): cell chemotaxis; calcium-mediated signaling; immune response
Cellular component (GO): external side of plasma membrane; membrane
Molecular function (GO): C-C chemokine receptor activity; C-C chemokine binding
Source: RefSeq, a predicted model, not a curated record